Brassica oleracea var. oleracea is the source of this 1235-nucleotide messenger RNA. Its product is annotated as LAG1 longevity assurance homolog 2-like. NCBI's taxonomy places the organism in Eukaryota, Viridiplantae, Streptophyta, Magnoliopsida, Brassicales, Brassicaceae. Gene Ontology annotation, biological process: ceramide biosynthetic process. The transcript is spliced from 6 exons. The coding region runs from base 112 to 1017 and encodes 301 amino acids. Gene Ontology annotation, cellular component: membrane; endoplasmic reticulum. The record is from RefSeq and is a predicted model, not a curated record. Gene Ontology annotation, molecular function: sphingosine N-acyltransferase activity.
AAGAAGAAGUUAAGGUCCGUCGCGAGAUCCAUCUGUCCGCUCACUUUCAGGGACUCCAUAGAUAUUACAACGUGCAGCGAAUCUCUCUUCUUCCCAGACAAAACAAAAAACAUGGAAUCGGUACAUUCUAGCAGCGGAGACGAUGCCAGCGUAAGAAGGAGUCUUGAACCGUCGAUUGGUGCAUGGCAUUUCCAAAUUGCUAUCUAUUUCGCCUUCGGAUUCUUCUUUCUGAGGCUCUUCCUCGACACGUUCGUCUUUCAAAGGAUAGCUGUAUGGCUAUUGAGCACCACUUCUUCUGCGCCAAUUAAGCUCAAUGAUGCUGCUACUCGGGCUAAGAUCGUUAAAUGCAAGGAGUCUCUAUGGAAGUUCUUGUACUAUGGUGCCUGUGACAUAUUCGUUCUCAAAGUCCUUUUUCACGAGCCAUGGGCCUACGAUGUAAAACUCUACUUCCACGCCUGGCCUCAUCAAGAAUUGAAGCUUCCAUUUAAGCUUUACUAUAUGUGCCAGUGCGGUUUCUAUGUCUAUGGUGUUGCUGCCUUGCUUGCUUGGGAGAGCAGAAGAAAAGAUUUUGCUGUUAUGAUGUCUCACCAUGUGAUCACAAUCAUCCUCAUCGCCUACUCAUACUUAACUAGAUUUUUCCGAAUAGGGGCAAUCAUACUCGCCCUUCAUGAUGCAAGUGACGUGUUUAUGGAAUCUGCUAAAAUUUUCAAGUAUUCUGAAAAGGAGUUUGGAGCAAGUGUGUGUUUUGCAAUUUUUGCUCUCUCUUGGCUAUUGCUACGGUUGAUUUACUUUCCAUUUUGGAUCAUCAGGGCCACCAGCAUUGAACUCCUGGAUCAUUUGGAUAUGACAGUAGCUGAAGACACCAUCAUGUACUAUUCCUUCAACACAAUGUUGCUGAUGCUUCUUGUUUUCCACAUAUAUUGGUGGUAUCUCAUUUGCGCCAUGAUUGUAAGACUACUUAAAAACAGAGGAAAAGUUGGAGAAGACAUAAGAUCCGAUUCAGAGGAUGAUGAAUAGGCUUUUUUGAAAGCAUGACAGAUAGGGAACAUGUUUCCACUUCUCCAACCAAAUCAUUUAAGCGGCUGAAGAAUUUAUUCCCAGCUUCAUUACCUUACUGAUUAGAGUUGGAGGAAGAAGAAAGAUUAUAGUUUUUUUUUUGACUCAGUUUUGUAUUGGUCGAGUCCAUUUCGACAUUAGACUGCCAUAUUCUCUUUUGACAGAAAACAAUGUGCAAG